Molecule: messenger RNA, 792 nt
Organism: Tuber aestivum (summer truffle)
Lineage: Eukaryota; Fungi; Ascomycota; Pezizomycetes; Pezizales; Tuberaceae
Source: the annotation of a GenBank genome assembly
AUGUUUCUCGUACGCCGUCCAACAAUUCCUAUCCGGUUCCCCGCAGUUAACGCUAGGAAAGCAUUAUGGGGGGCAUACAAGAGCCCGAGUGGGAAGGAGGAGGAACAGAUUAAACAGAAAAGGAAAUGGCUUGCAGAGUUCAUUCCCGAAUCGAUCCCACGAAAAAAUUGUGAUCUAGUAUUCUCAAGAGCUUCAGGACCCGGUGAGAAUUGUCACCUACAAUUUCAGAUCGUGAGGCUAAUUUUUCCUCCUAAGGCGGGCAGAACGUGAACAAGUAUAGACUUAAACCUCCCAUUGUGGGUGGACUUGUUACUAACAUGGAGUAGAGUGAAUUCCAAAGUCACCCUCAAACUGGAUUUAUCUACUAAGGGUGAUUUUAUUCCGCCAUACGUGCUCGAUGAGGUUCUGAAAAAGGUGGGGCUAGCUCUCCAAAGUAGUUUGCUAGAGACUUUCUGAUCAGAUUGUGUGAAACAGUCGAAGCACUUGACCAACAAUAAUGAAAUUAUCAUUCGGUCGGACUCUUCGAGGAAACAAGUCGAAAAUAUCGAGAAUUGCUUUCGCAAGUUGUAUACCAGUAUCAGGGAGUGUGUCCAGGUGCCUGGUGAGACGAGCGAAGAUACUAAGAAGCGAAUUGAAAAGUUGUACGUUCACCCUGCAUUAUAGGACUUCGGAGAGCUAUACUGAGCUUAAUCUAUGUACAGAGAAAAAGAUGGCAAGGAAAAGAGGUUGAGGGAGAAAAAGGCGAAUAGCUCGAAAAAGACUUCGAGAAAAGGCGGUAGGGAUGAGUUUUAA